AUGGCGAUUUCACACCAACCUAUCCUCCCCGACGAUGUUCUCUUCUCAAGGCUCUUGAAAAUAGCCAGACAACGAGAUUCAGAGAUCAUCGUCAAUGACUGCAGCCGCGGAACCCAGUUCAGCUACCGUCAAAUCCUCGACGGCACGGUGAAACUAAAACAGAAACUCCAAGCAUCCCUUGACAGGUCUACACUAAAGAACCGCGGUGGUUUCUACAUUGCUCUGUUGGCUCCGAACGGAUAUGAGUUUAUCAUCGGUGUCCUUGCUGUUCUGGCAAUCGGCGGAGUAGUCGUACCAAUGCCAACUGGCGCACUUCCCGCCGAAGCAUCACACAUUCUUCAGCAAUGUGAUGCACGGUAUCUCCUUGCUACCUCGGAGCUGGCCAGUCUCGCUGCACAGAUCAAACAGGAAUUUGACAUUCCUUCUCUUAUCAUUGAUAGCAAUGAAGACGUAGUCGCUGCGGCCGAUAAUAACCUCCUUCUAGUCGAAAGCUAUACUCUCGAUUCGACCCUGGCAGUGUCCGAGGAAACCCCAAGUAUAUUAUUCUUCACAUCAGGAACAACCGGGCCCCCGAAAGGUGUUUUACACGCCCGCAAAACAAUUAACAAGUAUGCCCGACAAGUCGAAGCACCCGAACCAAACGACGAGCUCUGCAUCAUCCCACGGGGCGCAUUCUGGUCGCUCUACUUCACCAAGCUAUUCCAAAUGCUGCUUACAGGCAUCCGCGUCGAGAUCCACAACUUUGGGAGAAACUAUAACCUGAUAUGGGAGAAGCUGCGCGAGCGAACGGCUACCAAGAUCGUGUUGUCUCCGACCUUUUGGUAUGGAAUGAUGAUAUACUUCCAGCGUCAUAUUUCCGUCGAGUUGCCGCAGGAUGUUGUUGACGAGUAUGUGAAGGGAACGCAGCACCUGCGCGAUGCGUGCGCGACGGGUGCUAUGCUCUCACGCCCGAUUAAGGAGUUCUGGGGAGAGAUGCGUGGAGGUCGACUCCUUAAACAGCUAUAUGGAACAACGGAGACGCAGGAGAUAGCUGUUUGCGAUAUGGAGUCGGGAAGUGUAGAGGAUGACUUGGGAGCACCGCUUCCGAAUGUCACUAUGAAGCUAUCCGAAGGUGAUGCAGGGGAAGUCCUUGUUAAGGCGCCGUCCCUAUUCCUCGGGUACUUGAACUCCCCUGAUGCCACGGCAAAACGGUUCGACUCCGAAGGAUUCUUCAAGACUGGAGAUCUAGCCAUCCUUCAGGAUGGACGGUACAUCUUCAAAGGAAGGGCAAACAUGGACCUAUUCAAAUUCUACACCUACAAAGUUCCUCGAGGACAGGUCGAGGCUGCCCUAAUCGCACUUCCAUACAUCACAGAGGGCUAUAUCAUGCCAGUCGCAGAUCCGCAGUGUGACACGCGGACAGCCGCUCUCGUGCGGUUUCACAAGAAUGGCAAUGAUACCGGUCACAACAAAGUGGAUUUGCAGGCAAUUCGAAAUGACCUUGCCGCCAAAAUGGGCCUCCCUGCGUACCAAUUGCCAACUGUGUUGAGGAUUUUGAGAGAGCACGAAUCUGUUCCCCGGACAUGGUCGGAUAAGACUUCCAUGAUGAAGGCGGUUCAUAUGUUUUUCCCGCUGGAUAACGAGGGCAGGAUUUGUGGGGAGGAGACGGAGGUUCUUGAUGUUAGCGGUUUCAUGAAGAUGCAGGCUACAAAGUUGUGGGAGCUGUCGGGGAUGCGGUAG
This is a messenger RNA of Penicillium cinerascens, 1719 nucleotides long. RefSeq names its product class I adenylate-forming enzyme family protein. The transcript has 5 exons. Gene Ontology annotation, biological process: fatty acid biosynthetic process. Gene Ontology annotation, molecular function: very long-chain fatty acid-CoA ligase activity. The record is from RefSeq and is a predicted model, not a curated record. The coding region runs from base 1 to 1719 and encodes 572 amino acids. NCBI's taxonomy places the organism in Eukaryota, Fungi, Ascomycota, Eurotiomycetes, Eurotiales, Aspergillaceae.